AACACUGUACCUUAAAUACAACAGGCCUUCUCAUGGGGACACUAGAUGCAGUCUUGGACUCAACAUCAAAAGUGGCUCCAUUUCGCAUCCUGCAUCAAACACCAGAUUCUCAAGUCUACUGGUCCAUUGCAUGUGGAACCAGCAGAGAAGAAAUUACAGAACACUGGGACUGGUUGGAACACAAUGUUAUGAAGACCUUAUGUGUAUUUGAUUCAAACGAAGAUGUGACUAGCUUUGUACAGGGAAAGAUAAGAGGAUUGAUUGCUGAAGAAGGGAAAGGUUCUUUCAUAAAAGAAGAUGACCCUGAGAAGUUUCGAGAAGCUAUUAUGAAGUUUGAAAAGUGUUUUGGAUUAGCAGAGCAGGAGAAGUUGGUGACCUAUUACUCCUGCAGUUACUGGAGAGGGCGAAUGCCCUGUCAGGGAUGGCUUUAUCUUAGUACCAACUUUCUUAGCUUUUACUCUUUUUUGUUGGGAGCAGAAAUAAAACUCGUUAUCUCCUGGGAUGAAAUCUCAAAGCUUGAAAAGACCUCCAAUGUGAUCCUGACCGAGAGUAUUCAUGUGUGCUCCCGUGGGGAGGAUCACUACUUUUCCAUGUUUAUGCACAUUAAUGAAACGUUCCUUCUUAUGGAGCAGCUGGCAAACUAUGCUGUAAGGAGACUUUUUGACAAGGAGACAUUUGAAAGUGACCUAGUCCUCCAUGAUCCCCUGCAAAUCACCAAGAGAGGCCUGGAGAACCGAGCCCACAGUGAGCAGUUCAGUGCAUUCUUCAGGCUACCCAAGGAAGAGACCCUGAAGGAAGUGCAUGAAUGUUUCUUAUGGGUACCUUUCUGCCACUACAACACAUUGGGAAAAAUGUGCAUUUCAGAGAACUACAUCUGUUUUGCUAGCCAGGAUGGCAACCUAUGCAGCAUAAUCAUUCCCCUAAGAGAGGUCAUAGCAGUGGAAAUUUCUGAUCCAGCCAACAAAGGAGUCAGCAUUAGUACUAAAGGAAAAAGAGCUUUUCGUUUCACUGAGCUUAGGGAUUUUGAACACCUGGUAGCAAAGCUCAAGAUCAGAAGUGGAGCAACUUCAAGUCCGCAACAUACUGCAAGUACGGAGGCCGCCACUACUUCCCACUCUGACAAUCCAGUGGAUUAUUAUGAAGGACGGUCAAUGGCAGAUCAGAAAGGCAGCAGCAAUGCCGUUAGCACAGAAGCUCUAAUGACUGUAUUUCACCCUCAGGAUGCUGAUAAUCUUGACUGUAAAAUGUUGAAAGAAAAAAUGAAAGAGCAGUCCUGGAAUAUCCUCUUUGUAGAAUGUGGACGUGGUGUUAGCAUGUUUCGAACAAAGAAGACUCGAGAUCUAGUUUUAAGAGGGAUCCCAGAGACCUUACGAGGAGAACUCUGGCUUCUCUUCUCAGGUGCCGUUAAUGACAUGGCUACAAAUCCUGGUUAUUACACCGAACUGGUGGAAAAGUCCCUAGGAACAUGCACUUUGGCUACUGAUGAAAUUGAACGAGAUUUGCGGCGCUCCCUACCUGAGCAUCCUGCCUUUCAGAGUGACACUGGUAUCUCUGCCCUCAGGAGAGUUCUUACAGCCUAUGCGUACAGGAAUCCCAAGAUUGGAUACUGUCAGGCAAUGAAUAUUUUGACAUCCGUGCUGCUGCUUUAUGCCAAAGAAGAAGAAGCUUUCUGGUUAUUAGUUGCUGUGUGUGAAAGGAUGUUACCUGAUUAUUUCAAUCGUCGAAUCAUCGGUGCCUUGGUGGAUCAGGCAGUUUUUGAGGAACUCAUCAGAGAUCACCUGCCUCAGCUGACAGACCACACGACAGACAUGACAUUCUUCUCCUCAGUCUCUCUCUCCUGGUUUCUUACUCUCUUCAUCAGUGUGCUGCCCAUUGAAAGUGCAGUCAGCGUGGUAGACUGUUUCUUCUACGAUGGGAUAAAGGCGAUCUUGCAGCUGGGUCUGGCAGUACUGGACUACAACAUAGAGAAGCUGCUAACCUGUAAGGAUGAUGCAGAGGCAGUGACUGUUCUAAACAGAUUUUUCGACAGCGUCACUAACAAGGACAGUCCAUUGCCUCCAGCUGUGCAGCAGGCUUCAAACCUAAACGAUAAAAAGAGUUUCCACCCAAAAGUAGACAUAACUGACCUGAUCCGAGAGUCAAACGAGAAAUAUGGUGAUAUUCGAUAUGAGGACGUGGAGAGAAUGCGCUGCAGGAACAGGCUGUAUGUGAUCCAGACUCUAGAAACUACAACAAAGCAGAAUGUGCUGCGUGUUAUGUCUCAGGAUGUAAAAUUCAAUCCUAAUGACCUGGAAGAGCUGUAUGAAUUAUUCAAGAAGGAGCAUUUUCUGUCAUGUUACUGGAAUGCAAAUAGCCCAGUCCUGAGACACCAUGACCCCAGUCUGCCAUAUCUGGACCAGUAUCGGAUCAACUGCCAGCAGUUCAGGGUCCUCUAUCAUCUCCUGAGUCCAUGGGCGCAUUGUGCAAACAGGGACUCUCUUGCACUGUGGACGUUCAGGUUGCUGGACGAAAACUCCGAUUGCCUUAUAAACUUCAAAGAAUUUGCCUGUGCCCUUGAUGUCAUGUGUAAUGGAAGUUUCACUGACAAGCUGAAGCUGCUUUUUAAGCUGCACAUCCCUCCAGCUUUUACUGAAGUGGAAUCUCUAAGCCCUUCCAAAGGUGAUGAACUUCCAAAAGAAGAGCUGAUUCAUUUCAGUCAACUCAAUGUUUCCUCCCCUGUGGAUAGUCAAGAAGCUGAUGCUUUGAAGAGAAGCCCAGAAAAAGCAGGUAAAGAGAAGAUUGAUAUUCAGGCCUAUCUGAAGCAAUGGCAAGAUGAACUUCUUAAAAAAGAAGAAAAUAUUAAGGAUUUGCCUAGAAUGAACCAGUUCCAAUUCAUCCAGUUCUCAAAGACUUUAUACAACUUGUUCCACGGGGACCCUGAAGAGGAGCUGUUAUAUCGGGCUAUAGCGACUGUCACCAGUCUCUUGCUGAAGAUGGAAGAAGUUGGGAGAAGACUCCAAAGCCCCAUGUCAUCAGCCAAAAGCCCAGUGUCUGCGGCAGAGUCUAGCACUGAUGGCCAGAACACACAGGAGGAGGACGGUGAACCCCCCCAGCCGGAGUGCAGGAAAGGACAGCGCUCUGGCAGAGACGACCACGAAUGGUCUUUUGCCUUCGAGCAGAUCCUGGCAUCCUUGUUAAAUGAACCAGCUUUGGUGAGAUUUUUUGAGAAACCUCUAGAUAUAAAAGCCAAGAUAGAAAAUGCUAAAACGUCGCAAUUAAAAGCGAGAAGAAGAGUAUAGUUUUCUUCCCCUUUGUACUCUGUGUAACAUAAAGGCCAUUGCUAUGGAAAUUGAGCGUUGUUUAUACUGAGAAUGAGGUUUGAGGAUUUAGCUUUGUAAUAUGUUAUGAAGUAGUUAAGAACACUUCGAAGCACAAUUGCAUCUUUCAAUAAAUUUCAGUAGAGUUCAAUAAGGACAGGAAAGUAAACUGCAUUUUUACCACAUUAUACAAAAUAUGCACUAUUGCUAGGAAAUUCUUAAUGCAACUCUGUUGCAAAACUUUCCAUAUGACUAUUACUGGUUACAUGCUUCUUAAUUUACUGGUCAUUGUGGGGAUGAAUAUAAUGAUUUUCUGCCAUCUUCAGUUAUAGGUAGUACUAGCAUCUGAGUGCUUUACUUUCAGGCUGGUUUAAUUUCUAAAUAAUCUUUCUAAAUCUCCAUGUAAACUCUCACCAGCCCAUGGCAAAAGCCUCAGUGCAAAAGGGAGUAGAUUUUUUUUGAACUGGUAUCCUUGAUGGUCAAAGCAACAUUGUUGAUAAAAAAGGAAGUUUCCCUUUUUUUUUACUUGUUUGCUGUACUGUAGUGUUAAUCUUUUCUUUAUCAGUCCCCACUGACUUCUAGUAAAUAGCUGGUGUCAGAGCUUGGUCUGAAUCUAUGCAAAAUCCAGACCAGAAUCCUAACUUCCCAGAGGGCAGCAUUUCUACACUGAAUCUGUACAGCCUGGAAUUUUGGGGACCCAGAUUUUGUAGCUCGGGCACGAUUUCCCUCCUGACUCCAUGGUUUCCUGCAUCAAGCCAGAUGAGUAGGUUCUCUCUUCCCCGCCAAUAUCCUGUAUCCCUAAGUUGCCGGGAUGGGGGAGCUAACUGAUAUUCUUGUGGCUACCGUUACACAAGGAUGAGCAAGCUGGGGGACGGCUUAUCAAAAUGCUGAACAUCCAGUCAACUGUAUUCCAGCUUGCUGGAGGCACAAGGAAACUGGUGGACAACAGCUAAUUCCUUUUACUCUACAAGGAAUAAGGUUAUGAUGUAUGUGAAGCACCUGCAUUUUGUCUCUAUCUGCAUGCAGGGAGGAAAGGGAUAAUUCUCUCAUCUGGAGCAUGUCCGGGAAUCGUGAGUUUGUUUGAAUGUUGUUUCAAAACGCAAUAGUAGCCAUCAGUAGCCACCUCCUAAUUAUGACUGCUGAGCCAGGCUGCUGGUCUGCUCUGGCAGAUGCUGCUUUAUUACCUUUAAAUCAAGCUCAAGCUUGUAACUGUUGAUCUUCUGCCAUUGGUCUUCACUUUUGGUUAAUGACCACUGUGAUAGUUGGAUCCAGCACAACAAAUAGCAGCAACAAAAUCCUUCAGAGUCUGAGUGUCAGAGUUUUUAAUACGACAGCAG
Messenger RNA from Pelodiscus sinensis (Chinese soft-shelled turtle), 4633 nucleotides. NCBI's taxonomy places the organism in Eukaryota, Metazoa, Chordata, Testudines, Trionychidae. The record is from RefSeq and is a predicted model, not a curated record.